This is a messenger RNA of Brienomyrus brachyistius, 9733 nucleotides long. It is a transcript of the gene syne2a, whose product is annotated as spectrin repeat containing, nuclear envelope 2a. The record is from RefSeq and is a predicted model, not a curated record. Gene Ontology annotation, molecular function: protein binding. The transcript has 45 exons. The coding region runs from base 155 to 9733 and encodes 3192 amino acids. Lineage: Eukaryota; Metazoa; Chordata; Actinopteri; Osteoglossiformes; Mormyridae.
CUCACGGAGCUCCCGGACGCCUCUCCCUCAUAUUUCUGCUUACUGUCCUUCGCCAAUCUUCGCGUAAGAAGGAGCAGGCAAAGCGAAGCGAAACGCGUCUGUUUUCUGUGUGCCAUGUUGCUGUGCCCUGCGUAAACCCCCCCUCCCAGGCAGCAUGGCAUCGGGCGGCGACCCGAGGGAGUCCCACGAGGAGCCCGCCCCCAGCCCGCCGGAUGCCGAUGACGUCCACCCGCUCCUGCAGAUGGAGCAGCAGCAGAUUCAGAAGAGGACCUUCACCAACUGGAUCAAUGCUCAGCUGUCCAAGCGCAGCCCACCCACCGUGGUGCAGGACCUCUUCACGGACCUCUGUGACGGGUCGCGGCUCCUGGACCUGCUGGAGGUGAUGAGCGGCCAGCGCAUGAAGCGAGAGAAAGGUGGAGGUGUCUUCAAGCACAGGGGUGACAUCGAGAGGGCUCUGAACUACUUAAAGAAUAAACCAGCGCGACUCUGCACACAGAUCCGACCGCUGGACCAAAGCAUUGCUGACAUCAUCGAUGGGAAACCCUCCACCAUCCUCGCCCUGGUGUGGACCAUCAUCCUGCAUUGUCAUAUCGAGGAUCUGGCUGGUACACUUUCACUGGGAGCACGGCAGGCCUCUCCGGAGUCCAUGGGAGCACGACAGGCCUCCCCGGAGUCCCUGGGAGCACAGCAGGCCUCCCCGGAGUCCCUGGGAGCACGGCAGGCCUCCCCGGAGUCCCUGGGAGCACGGCAGGCCUCCCCGGAGUCCCUGGGAGCACAGCAGCCCUCCCCGGAGUCCCUGGGAGCACGGCAGCCCUCCCCGGAGUCCCUGGGAGCACGGCAGGCCUCCCCGGAGUCCCUGGGAGCACAGCAGCCCUCCCCGGAGUCCCUGGGAGCACGGCAGCCCUCCCCGGAGUCCCUGGGAGCACGGCAGCCCUCCCCGGAGUCCCUGGGAGCACAGCAGCCCUCCCCGGAGUCCCUGGGAGCACAGCAGGCCUCUCCGGAGUCCCUGGCCAGUCUUGGUUCCCCCCUGCACAUGCACUCCCGUGUCUCAGCCAAGAAGAACCUGCUGCUUUGGGUUCAAGAGCAGUGCCACAGGGCGGGCUGCGCCAUCAGCGUUUCGGACUUCAGCUCCAGCUGGAGGAAUGGUAUGCCGUUCCUGGCCAUUCUCCACGCACUGCGGCCCGGCCUGGUGGACCUGUCCAAGGCCACCACCAGAACUAACCAGCAGAACUUGGAGGAGGCUUUCCAGAUGGCUGAGAAGAUGAUGCACAUUCCCAGACUGCUGGAGCCUAGGGAUGUGGAUAUCAAAGAACCAGAUGAGAAGUCCAUAAUGACCUAUGUGGCCCAGUUCCUGCAGUACGCCAGAAAUCUGCCGAUGACUGACAGGGAGCUGAUGGCCUCCACCAGUCAGGCCCAGGAUGUGACCCUUUGGCUGCUGCAAGCCCACCAGGAGCUGCUGGACACCUGGGCUUCUACUGAGGCUUUAUGCUAUGCAGAGAGAUACCAGGCAUUCCAGGAGUUUGUGGUCUCCGUGACAGAGAGGCAGCAGCAUGUCCUGCCUCUGCUACCUGCCGUCUGUCAGACCUCCGCGCUCAGCGUUGAGCAGCAGGCCCUGAGGAAGGCCUGGGACGCACUGGCUGAGAAGAUGGAGCAUUGUAAGGCGGAGCUAGAUCUCGGUCUCCCCGCCCCUCUGGACGCGGUUGGCCAAUGGCUGCGGCAGGUGGAAGAGGUGUUGGCUGAGGAGGGCGAUGACGUCCCUGACCACGCCCUGGCUGCCAAGAACUCUAGAGACAAGCAGGGUCUCCUUAAGGCCUCCAUGAAGCAGAUAAAUCAUCACCUGCACAUACUCCAGGCCUUCUGCAAUGCUGACCAGUAUGGGGCUAUUCUGGUACCAGUACACAAACUUGAUGAGAUGAGGAGACGGUUCACCAGCAUACAAGUGACAACCAAGUACCGCCGGGUGCAGCUGGAAUACCAGGAGCGCCAGCACACUGUUCUGGAGCUACUGAGCCAGUUAAAGGGGAAGCUGAGCUCCUGGACUGGGCCCUACAGCUGCCAGGAGGACGUGAGGGUCCUGCUGCAGGACUGGCGUAACGCAGUGGAAAAGCAGGGUCUGAUCUCCCAGCUGGAGGCUGCACUGCGGCAGCUGAGGAGCAUCUCCAGCAGCUACACCAGCAGAAUAGUUCUGGCUGAGGACUCCCAGCGAGUCAGUGGCCGGGUGAGGGAGCUCCUGGAUGAGAGCUUUGCUGUGGUGGAGGCCGCGAGAGCAGCAGGGGGCGCCAUGGAGCGUGUGCAAUCCACCUGGGAUUCCUACUGCGAGGGCCUCAGCUCCCUGCAGGCCUGGUCGCACCACAGCCAGACAGCAGAGGUGGCACCUGCAUGCCUGGAGGACUGGGGGUCCCAGCAGGCUCGCCUAAUCAAGGAGGGCCGUGUCCUGAUGGGAGUGACGCAGGCACAGUGCAGCAGUGCCCUGGCAGAGGAACUGCAGCAGGUUGAGGACCAGAGGGUCACCAUGGCGACGAGGGCCCACCCCGAGAUGUCCCCUCGAUUGCUGAGCCCCCAGGCCACCCAGAGCCUCGUCCACAAGGCCACGGACCUGCUCAGGGAACCGCUGGAGGUGUCUGCUGCUCCCCUGCGCACUUACAGGAAAAGGCUGCAGCUGAUGGAGAAGGAGCUGAAGGGGCUGGAGGCAGAGAGCCUCGCCCUGCCUUCACAAUGGAGCCGCGAGGCCCAGCAGCAUCUCAGGCGCUCUCUCUAUCAGGUGAGGGAGGCACUGGAAGAAGCAGAGCAGGCCUGUGAAGGUCUGCAGCAUGGCGCAGGAGAGCUGGAGGCAAGGCUAGCAGAGCUGAGGCGCUGGGAGAUGGACGCCGGGGAACUCUACCGGCUCCUGGUGCGAGGCCAGGCGAGAGGUUCUCAAGCUCCGGACCCCAGAAUCAGGAGGUUGAUCUCUCAGGGCCUGAGGCUGGAAGCGCAGGUGAUGGCAGAGGGGAAGGAGCUGGAGGGGGUGUCAGUCGCAGUGCGGGGGAGGACAUCUAUACAGGGCCUGAGCACCUCUGUGAUGAAACAACAGGUUCAAGAAGCUGUGCAACGAGUCCAGGAGGCUGUGAGAAUGCUCAGCUCGUGGAGUUACAGCCCAGCUGAACUGGUCCAGUCCCUGUCCAAAAACAGAACCACUCAGACUUCAGACACAGAAAUCUACACCGCAACACAGGCUCAGGCCCCAGCCCAGAGCUACACAGAGACCUACACCACAACACAGGCUCAGACCCCAGCCCAGAGCUACACAGAGACCUACACCACAACACAGGCUCAGACCCCAGCCCAGAGAUACACAGGGACCUACACCACAACACAGGCUCAAGCCCCAGCCCAGAGAUACACAGGGACCUACACCACAACACAGGCUCAAGCCCCAGCCCAGAGAUACACAGGGACCUACACCACAACACAGGCUCAAGCCCCAGCCCAGAGAUACACAGGGACCUACACCACAACACAGGCUCAAGCCCCAGCCCAGAGAUACACAGGGACCUACACCACAACACAGGCUCAAGCCCCAGCCCAGAGAUACACAGGGACCUACACCACAACACAGGCUCAAGCCCCAGCCCAGAGCUACACAGGGACCUACACCACAACACAGGCUCAGACCCCAGCCCAGAGAUACACAGAGACCUACACCACAACACAGGCUCAGACCCCAGCCCAGAGCUACACAGAGACCUACACCACAACACAGGCUCAGACCCCAGCCCAGAGCUACACAGAGACCUACACCACAACACAGGCUCAGACCCCAGCCCAGAGCUACACAGAGACCUACACCACAACACAGGCUCAGAUCCCAGCCCAGAGAUACACAGAGACCUACACCGCAACACAGGCUCAGGUCCCAGCCCAGAGCUACACAGAGACCUACACCACAACACAGGCCAUGGUCAGGAGAAGAUUUGACCAGGCUAGAGAAUGUCUGCAGCAUCAUAUCACGGAGGCCAUCGCCAUCUGUAGUGCCGGGCGAGUCUUGGGACUCCAAGAGGCCCAAAAAGAGAAGCUUCUGCGGACUUUGAAGCCGGACCUCCUGGAGGAGUUCCUGACAGCCACAGAGGACAUGAGAGCAUUCUGUGGCCCUGCUCAGAUGAGAGAGGCGGAGCUCCUUAGCCAAUCAUUGAGGGCACAGUGGGAGGCUUUGUACUCAGACAUAAGCACCUUUUCAUCAUGCGUACCAGUAGAGACUAAACGACAGCGUGGUAACAGAGCUGCCAUGUCAUGGGGCGCGCAGUUAGACGCACAGCGAUGUGGGGCCGAGUCUGAACGUGCUCGACAGGCAUGUGUCACGAUGGAGGUCAGCCAGGAUCCAAAGGCCCUGACACAGCCGAGUCUGACACACAAGGUCCCAGCAAGUGCCGAGCUGGGAAGAGGGGCAGCGAAAGGCAGAACCGAACCCAAGGGUACAUCAGCAAGAUUUGAGAGUACAAUCACAGCUGAAGACGCAACAAGGCCCAAGGACACUGAGGCAACUAGGAAUGCAGUAAGGCGUGAGGAUGCAGCAGGAGCCCAGCGUGAGAGAAGAGAGAGGCCUGAACGUGCACUGACAACUAGGGACUCAUCAAAAGAUGAGGGCGAACCAGCAGUUAAGGUCAUAGUCAGACUGACGACUGCAGACCAAACAAAAGCUAAAGAAACACCAACAAUUAAGGUCAUUAAAAGACCCAAGGAUACUGUGGACGAAACAAAACUUGAGGAUACGCUGACAACUAAAGGUGCAACAGGCCCAGAAGAUGCACUGAAAUCUAAGAGUACUCCAGAGCCCGAAGAUGCACUGGAAUCUAAGAGUACUCUGGGUCCUGAAGAUGCACUGGAAUCUAAGAGUACUCCGGGUCCUGAGGAUGCACUGGAAUCUAAGAGUACUCCAGAGCCCGAAGAUGCACUGGAAUCUAAGAGUACUCUGGGUCCUGAAGAUGCACUGGAAUCUAAGAGUACUCCAGUAGCUGAGGUAGAAAAGAGACAUGAGACCAUGCUGUAUCGAGCCAGGGCUCAGCUGAAGGACUGCAGGAGUAGAGUGGAGGUUGUACAGCACCCAUCUGAUCAUCCAAGCAGUAUUCCCUUUGACGCUUGGCACCUCCCAGGCGACAGUGAGCAGACCCAGCAAGGAGCACGUCCCAUGCCUGCCGGUAUUCCACAGGGCCCUCCUGGCUCUCAGGUCUGUCAAGUAAUCGUCAGGACAGAGUGCGUGGAACGGCAGCAGAUGGCAGAGCACACUGUCAUUGAGACAGUCCCACAGGACUCUGAGAACAUCACACCGCUGAUGGUCCCACGAGAUGUCCAUACCAUCACAGAGGAUGUCCCACAGAAAGUGCAGUCGACUGAGCAAAGUAUCACACAGAAGGUGCUGCCCACUAAACAGGAAGUCGGCCUUCAGCCCACUAAACAGGAAGUCGGCCUUCAGCCCACUAAACAGGAAGUCGGCCUUCAGCCCACUAAACAGGAAGUCGGCCUUCAGCCCACUAAACAGGAAGUCGGCCUUCAGCCCACUAAACAGGUCAUCGGCCUUCAGCCCACUAAACAGGAAGUCGGCCUUCAGCCCACUAAACAGGAAGUCGGCCUUCAGCCCACUAAACAGGAAGUCGGGCUUCAGUCUACUAAACGGGAAGUUGUCCCAAAGGGACCAGAGUUAGUUAAACAAGAUGAUGUCCCAGAAGAUGUCCAGGUAGCCAAGCAAAGCCUCACGCGGGAAGUGCUGUCUACUGAACAGGAUACUUGUCUUCGCUCCAUUGAACAGGAAACUAUUCCAUGGGAAGCAGAGUUACCCCAACAAGUGUCAGUCCCAGACAAAGUUCAGUUGAGCAAAUGGGAAGCUGUCCGACCAGAAGCGUCCUCCUUCAGACAGAGUGUUCUUCCACAGGAAGUUCAGUCCUCUGCACAGGAAGUUAUGGAGCGGUACCAAAGCUCCAGGAGCUCCUUCCAGGCCCAGCUGGACUUCAAUGACCAGAGGCUUCGAGGUCUGUUCCUCAGCAGCCCUGUGACCAGCGCCGACCUGCAGAGUCUCCUUCUCGAGCUACAGGUUCUAAAACAGAACACAGAGGCCCUGUGGUUCGAGUAUGAACUCCAGUCCGCCCAGUGCUCCCAGCUUAAUACUGCAAUGUACAGUGUGGAGGAGAAUUGGACUGAGCCGAUUCAGCAGUGGAGAGGACAGCAGAUCAGAAUCCAGAGGAGGACGGAGUCACUGAGCUUGGCUGCCGGGCUGAUGGAGCCCACGGAAAAGCAGAUGGCCCUGAUCUCUGAGCGACUGGACGUCUUCGUGGGGGAACCCUGGGAAACGUCCUCUUUCACCUGGAUGGACCUACAGAAGGAGAUUAAGGAACUAGAGGAAAAUAUUCAGCGCCAGAUGGACCGCCUGCUGAACCUGGACAAUGAGGAGGGCCCGGUUCUGGGCCAGCUGGACCCGACUGACCGGCAAGCCCUAAGCCACUUGUCUGAGGAGUGCAGGCAGAGACUGGGCCGAAUGAGAGGGCAGCUGGGCCAGGUGGAUUUAGCCGGCCAGGCCCUGCACCACUUUCUCCAGUCCCUGCAGAGCUCAGAGUGGCAGGUCCUGGAGGCACAGGGUGCGGUGUCGCCCCAUGAAUGUCGCUCUCGGCUGGCGGGGGUCCGCCAGAGUGUGCGCGGCAUCGGGGACGAGGCGUCGGAGGUGGACUGCGCCCUUAAGGGGGCUCGGGUGUCGCUGGCCCAGAACGGGGUGCCGCUGUCCUGCGAGGAGCUGGUAGUGGCCAUGGUGCAGAAGCUGGAGGAGGCCGACGCUCACUCCGCCCAGGAGCUGCGUGGCUUCCAAGGGGAGCGGGAUUCCCAUGCUCUGCAGCCCAGGAAGACGGCCCUACAGGGGAUGCUGUUGGACAUCCAGGAAGCAGCGGGGAGGGAGCCUCUGACAGAGCUCACCCUGCCUGCCGUGCAGCAGAGGAUGCGUGCAUUGACCAACCUGGAAACCCAACUGGCUAAGCACCGGCAAGAUAUCCACAGCCUGCAGGACAUGUUUGCGCAGCUGAGCCCUGAAGAGGGGGGCAGUGCAGUCGAGGAGCUGGAGAAGCAGUGGAAGGAGGCACACCGAACUGUGGCUGACCACAAAGUCCACUGUCAGACACUUACUCAGCUGAUGAAGAAAUUCCAGAGCUGUCGCAGUCGGCUUGAUGGUGCCCUGCAGAGAGCCGAGCAGGCUGUGAGCGAGCGUGCGUCCUACAUGGGCAAGGAGAACCUGCACCGCUGCAUAGCCAGGGUCCAGGGGAUGCAGCAGACACUGAGUGGCCUUGGCGAUGGCGUCCAGGAGUUACGGGGGCUGUGCAGACAGCUGCAGUCUCAGCUGCGGACGAUCCCAGCAUGCACGGAGGCGCCCUUCGAGGCUGAGGCAGACACGCUGGUGGACCGCUGGCUGGAUGUGACGGAGAAGACGGACGUCCACUUGGACAGCCUGCAGACGGGGCUGGUGCUGUGGGAGAAGCUGCAGGAGCUGGGCGGGGAAGUGCAUGGCUGGACCGAGAGUCAGUUGGCCGCGUUCACCGGCGGGAGCCGCUUGUGGAGCCAGCAGGAGGUCGCCGCCCUGCUGGUGGAAAUCCAGGUCCAGGAGGAGAAGCUCGAGCACCUCCACAGGAGAUCCUUUGAGAUAAUGCAGCUCCUGCAGAGCUCAGAGAUGCCCCUAGAGCUGCAGGUGCUGGAGACCCAGCUGAGGAAGAGGAUGAUGCAGGUGAAGGAGCUCUUCACCUCUAGCUGCGAUGCCCUGCAGAGUGUAGCCUUCGGGCCGGCAGAGUGUCCCUCUCUCCCAGUGCUGUCUUCUCUGCGCGUGCUCCGCGUGCCCCCCCAGAUGCCCCCCCAGAUGCCCCCCCAGGCCCAGGUGCCGGACGGGCGGACUGAUGUCCCUCUGCAGGAGGCCCUCCUCAGAGCCAGCACCACUCUCUCUCAUGCUCCGAGAAGCAGAACGAAAGCCGAAGGACUCCAGCUCAGUGACCGCGCUUGUGCCGCCCACGAGCUGAUUGGUCAGAAGAGGGAGCAGGUACAGGGAGGUCUUCUCGAAACAGCCAAAGAUCAGACAUUUCACCUGCAUCUCCAAGACUCCCAUGAUGCAACAAAGGGACAACUGUUUGUCUCCCAGCAGACUGCGGCCCUGAAGCAGAAGCAGUUGGCACGGGCUGUCUGCACCUCCAGUGAGCAGGCACCACCUGCGGAAAACGAAGGGGAAGCUGCAUCCCUUUCAGGAAGACAGGGUCCGGGCUUCACUGGAAAGAAACGUCUGACGAAUCGUGAGACAGACAACAGCUUUGACAAGGUGGAGGUAUGGUGUGAAAGUGAAAGGCUGAGCGGUGCGCAAACCAAAGAGGCUGACGUCACAUCAGAACAAGGUAGACUGCAGUCUGCAAUAUCCAAAACGGAGGCGGGCUGUUUGCCGUCCGUGGAGAGACGUGAGUCAAAAGAAAUAAGUUACGAUGUGGAACAAAUGUUGUGCAGAGAGAUGCAGCAGUUUAAGGCUGAAUCUGAUGAUCACGAUACAAAAGGAGAAAAAAUACAAUAUGGGAAAGAUAAAAUUACGACUGGGACUGGAAAGAAGGAGGCAAAACUGGGAUCAAAUGAAAAGGUUGCGGACUCAGAGGAGCGGAAAUGUAAGACAAACACAGCACAAGAAAGAGGGACAUGGCAAUCUGUGACAAAAGGGACAAUGAAAGACGUGACACUUGAGGGAGGAGCACUGCAAGCUAAAAUUGCACAUAGGGAAUGUGAGUUGACAGGAGAGAGAAAGACAACACAAUCUGAGAUAUCAACAUUAGAGGCAGAACUGACAGCAGAUGAAGGCAGACUGCAAGCUGAGAUUCCUAAAACUGAAUCAACAAUUGCCUUCGAUACAGAGCUAACUGAAUCUGUGAUAGAAGUUGUAGAUGUAGAUGCCAUGGCAGACAGAGAUAUGCUCCAAGUAGACCUUCCUAAAUCAGACUCUGAUGUCACUGAGGGUCAGUCAAGAACGCAGACAGUGAUAAAAAUCAGUGAAGUUUGUUUUACACCAGAAAGGGACACAAAGCAAGAUGAGAUUGCAACAGCUGAGGUUACAGUCACAUCGGGCAGCGAGGUAGUAGAGCCUGAGAUAUGCCGUCCCUCAACAGAAAGUGAGAGAGUGGAGUUUGAGAUAGCAAAGGCCGAGCCUGAAGUCACACUUGACAUUGUUACACUGAAACCUAGUAUUGCAAAGAUCGAGCCAGAUCUCAGACCAGACACAGACAGACUGCAAACUGAGCAGCUAAAGGUCAAGAUUGAUCUCUCAUCAGAUAGUGAUAGAGUGACACCUGAAAAAUCAGAGACUGACACGGAUGUUACACCGGAGAGAGAAACCCUGCUAUCAGACAUUCCAAGUCCCAAGGCUGAUGUGGUGUCAGGGAGUAAAAGAAUAGAAUCUACUAAAAGAACAACUGAAGUCAAAGUGAAAACGGGUCGCCGGCGAGUGAAAUCAAAAUCACAAGAUGUUAUUUCAUUGGGAGAAUUGGACAGGGAGAGGCAGCCAUCUUUGAGCCCAGAUAUUAAAGCCGAUGUAACAUCAUUCAGUGAAAGAGAGCAAUCAGAGAUAUUCAGCACAGAGUCUGACUUUAAACCUCUUAGUGCCAGUGUCCAAUAUGAGAGUCAUAGUACUAAAGUAGAAGUUAAACCUGCCCCUGAAAUUAUAAGCUUGGAGACACCUAAGACAGAGACAGAGAUAGUGAUAGAGUGA